Molecule: messenger RNA, 3130 nt
Organism: Fimicolochytrium jonesii
Lineage: Eukaryota; Fungi; Chytridiomycota; Chytridiomycetes; Spizellomycetales; Powellomycetaceae
Product: Piwi domain-containing protein
Exons: 9
Coding region: 190-2958 (922 amino acids)
Molecular function (GO): RNA binding; protein binding
Source: RefSeq, a predicted model, not a curated record
ACAUCAGGCCAGGCCAGAUAUCCGGCUGAGAACAUUCCUGUAGGCCUCGACCCUCCUCAAACUCUUCCACACUAUCUAUUGGUGCAUACGGCUCUGAAACCCCAGCUCCUUCGUUGUUGAUUUCCUCUUUUUGUCCUCGCCCAUUUUCAAAACUUGAAAUUUUGAGAAUAUUCACCUGCAACUUUCAAAAUGGCACACGAUUCCCCCAUCCAGCUCACGGAUCUGCCUCUCCGUCCUACGCCGGGAGUGGAUGGCAGAAACAUCAAGAUUCGAUGCAACAUUUACCCUCUAAGAAUGGCAGCAGAAACCAUGGCCUAUCAGUACGACGUAACGAUGGUCCCAGACGUCACUGCCCUAGCCAAACGAGCCUGGCGCCUAGCGCAGCCCCUCUUCCUCCAAAACGACGAACGGGCGUACAUCGCCUACGACGGCAAAAAAAAUGCCUUCAGCACCGUCGAUUUCCAAACCACUACGGUUACCGUCACUAUCGACAAGGACGAGGACGACUAUUACCCGAAUUCCAUAUUACCCCCACCGGUCCGUGGGGAAAGAAAUUCCCGCAGUGGUGGGAGAGCGGGACGGGGAGGACGGGAAUCGAGAGGUGGGUUUGGGGGUCGGAGGUCGGAUCGGGGGUCUGCGGAUCCGUAUGAUGGACCGGUGUCGGCGGGACCUGUGAGUUCGAAGGGAUGGGCACCGCAGAGCUAUGCUAUUGAGCAGGCGCCAGAGAGUACCGAACCAAGGAAGCCGAAGACGGAAGAGGUGACAAUUACAUUGAAGCAGGUGGCGAAAAUCGACUUCCACUCCCUCAUGCUUUUCAUGAGCCGACAAGGGGCCGAAGAUGACACAGCGCUGCAUGCAACCACAGCUCUCAGCACCGUUCUCCGCCACGUACCAGGCAUGACCUUCGUCACCGCGGGAGCGAACUUCUAUAGCCCAGAGGACCGAACGCAUAUCGCCGGCGGGCUGGAAAUUUGGCGUGGGUAUCAUCAAAGCAUCCGUGUCAUGAUGGCAGGUCAUUUAGGCGUAAAUGUGGACGUGGCAGCAACAGUUUUCCGACAGGGCGAGGUGACCCUCUUAGAGCUACUGAAGAAUGCGCUGAAGUGCCGAGACUUUGACGAGAUGGCCGAUAAAAUCCGGGAAAUGGGCACACCGGCCGUGAGGCAGCGGCUGACGUCUGAUUUCAAGGGAGCGAAUGUCGUGACGACGCAUCGGUCCGAUAUGAAGCAGAGGUUCAACAUCGGCAGCAUUUCGAGGGAUACCGCCGACACCUAUAUGUUUGACGUCAACGGCGUCAAGAUGUCGGUGACCGAGUACUUCUUCUCGCAGUAUAGGAUCACACUCAACUAUCCGUAUCUGCCGUUAGCGCUGAAGGCAAACGGAAAAUCAGCCUUCCCGCUCGAAUUCUUGAAGAUGACUCCAUCUCAACGCUUCAAGAAGAAGCUUAACGGCGAGCAGACAGCGGAUAUGAUUCGUGCUACAGUGCAGCGGCCCAUCGACCGCGAGAAGAAAAUAGCUUCCGCCGUAAAUGGGACGCUAAAGUACCAGAACAACGACCACCUCAGAUCCUUCGGCCUAGCCGUCGAGCCACAACCCAUGACCAUCCCCGCACGCAUCCUCACCGCACCCAACGUUGUGUUUGGCAACAACCAGCUCUUUAAAGGCGGCGAAGGGUUCUGGAAGCUUGGGAAACAACUGGCCAAGCCGUCAAAGAUCAGCAGCUACGCUUUCGCGUUCUUCGUGAACAUCGACCAAAGAGAGGCUCUGACGAUCCGGAAUCAGCUAUUGGAUGGGUUUCAGAAUACGGGAAUUCUAUUCGCGUCCCUGGACGAUAGCCCUCUCAGGAUCCAGAAUCCGGACGACUCGCAGAACGUCAGGCGGUGUCUCCAUUCCCUCGCGCGGGAAGCGAAGCAGAUUUACGAUUACCGGUGUCAGAUCAUAUUCUGUAUAGCGCCGCGGGGGCUGAGGACGGAUAAUGGCCUUCGGGUGCUGUAUGAAGAGAUCAAGAGGAUUACAUUGACGGAGAUGGAUGUGCUGUCCCAAUGUCUGGACUAUAACAAGACGAAGCUCGAUCGGCUAAAUCCCAAAUACUCCGAAAACGUUGCUUUGAAGGUGAACGUCAAAAUGGGAGGCGCGACCAACUUCGUCGACAAACUCCCCCUGAUGGAUAAGCCCACCCUCAUCUGCGGCGCGGACGUAACCCACGCCCACGCCGGGUCGGCAGCGCCAUCCGUCGCCGCCGUCGUAACUUCCACCGACCGCUCAGCCACAAAAUACCGCACCUUCCUCUCGGCACAAGCCUCCCGAGUCGAAAUCAUCCAAGACAUGGAACGCAUCAUGGGCGAAGCGAUUGACGCCUUUGCAUCCAGCCAGAAAACGUUCCCGGCGCGGGUCAUAUUCUUCCGCGACGGGGUGUCCUCCGGGCAGUUCAAGGAAGUGCGGGAGACGGAGAUCGCGGCCAUCAAGAGGGUCUUUGCCAAACGCAAGCUGAACGGCACGCAGCUCACGUUUGUGAUUGUGCAGAAGAGACAUCAUAUUAGGCUGUUUCCGAAUGAUAACAACCAGGACAAGUCAGGGAAUUGUUUGCCGGGUACAACGGUUGAUACAGUAAUCACACAUCCCAGCGAAUUCAACUUCAUUCUUCAAUCGCACGCCGGCCUCCAAGGCACAUCCCGGCCGACGCUAUAUCACGUCAUAUACGACGACAUGGAUAUGGGUUCAGACCAGUUACAGCAGCUAUGCUAUAACCUGUGCUUCUUAUCUGAACGAGCGAAUCGGAGCAUCAACAUGGUCGCGCCUGCAUAUCGGGCGCAUCUAGCCGCUUACUACGGCCGGAUGUUCCUAGAAGGCGACUUUGGAUCCGACGCCGCAUCAGCUCUCAGCGGCGCAUCGCAGGAACUUCCAGUGGCCCUCCGCAAGGUCGCGUCAACAAUGGACCAGCAUACGAUGUAUUACAUGUGAAAAGAUGCGUGAAGCGAAAGGUCAUUUCUGGGACUUGGGAGGUUGCCCAGCUUGUAGUUUAAGCGUUUUCUUCUUCUUGGACAUAUGCAUUCAUUGUUCUCUUCCACUUAUUUACUUCGGUUUGAAGACAAUAGGAUAUUUGAAACGGAUUCUGUCCACCGAUAACGCCCAG